Molecule: messenger RNA, 2067 nt
Organism: Tetranychus urticae (two-spotted spider mite)
Lineage: Eukaryota; Metazoa; Arthropoda; Arachnida; Trombidiformes; Tetranychidae
Product: carotenoid-cleaving dioxygenase, mitochondrial-like
Biological process (GO): retinal metabolic process; carotene catabolic process
Molecular function (GO): beta-carotene 15,15'-dioxygenase activity; carotenoid dioxygenase activity
Source: RefSeq, a predicted model, not a curated record
GGCUUCAUCUCAGUUUGUCUCUCCAUCUCCUCCAGAUUCAUCUUUAUCGAUUUUUCUCUUCUCAAUCAUUCAUCACGUUUCCAUCCUUGGACUUCUCUCUGUUUACCCUCACUCUUCAAUUCAAUCCUUUUUUCACUGUUUUUCCCUGAAGAUGAUUCUUUCACUUCGUGCUUUAUUGGAAGAUUUACAAUGACAAAACCGUUUCCUACCUCAAAAAUUACGUUUCAAUGCAGUCUUCAAAAGAUUUCAAUCCUUCCUUUGGAUAUUCAACAUCAGUUGACGGUAAUCCUCAAGUGGAAGCUCAAUCACCUCACCUACGAUCAUGUCUACAAGAAUGCUCUGAGCCUGUAACUGCAAAAGUCAUCGGACAAAUCCCAUCUUGGGUCAAAGGCUAUUUGCUACGGAAUGGCCCAGGACUCCGUAAAGUUGGUCUUGAUGAAUAUUGUCAUUUAUUCGAUGGUCUUGCUCUUAUCCACCAAUUCACCAUCGACAAUGGUUCCGUUACUUAUCGAAAUAGAUUUUUACGCUCUCAGGCUUACAAAAGAAACAUGAAAGCGAAUCGAAUUGUUGUCUCUGACUUUGGGACCCGUGCUUAUCCUGAUCCAUGUAAAAGUCUACUUGGAAGGUACAUGAGUUACUUUUCAUUCAAACAGUUUACUGACAAUGAUUCCGUCAGCAUCUAUCCAGUUGGUGAUGAAUUAUACGCUUCAACUGAAUCAACUUUUCUCCACAAAAUCGAUCCCGAAACAAUUGAUACCUUAGGAAGCACUGACUUAGCUCAAUAUGUUGCCGUCAACACUCAAACGGCUCAUCCACACAUUGAACCCAAUGGUGUGGUUUACAAUUUGGGAAGCAAUUUCUGUGGCAUUGGCAGUUACAAUGUAAUCAAAGUGGAUCCAAAUGAAUCGAAAGGCUUUAAAUCAGCUUCACUUUUAACCAGCAUUCCAGUUCGUAAUAAAAUGUAUCCAUCAUAUUAUCACAGCUUUCUGGUUACAGAGGAUUUUAUCGUCUUUAUUGAGCAGCCUUUGGUCACAUCGAUUCCGUCCAUACUUUUGAACCAUUUCAUUGGCGGUGCUUAUAGCAAAUCCUUGAAAUGGCGACCGGAAUUCAAAACUCGUUUCAAUGUGAUCGAUAAAUCAAACGGAGAAGUGAUCGCGAGUAAUUAUGUCAGUGAACCAUUUGCGUUCUUCCAUACAAUUAAUGCUUACCAAGAGGAUGGUCACGUCAUUUGUGAUAUUUGCUGUUAUGAAGAUGGAUCAAUAGUUAAUGCGCUAUUUACCGAUAAGUUGGCUCAAAUUAGUGAUCAAAGCGAUGAAAAUAAAGCUGAAUCUGUUAAGGAUUUUCAAUCGCUCAGAUCUCAAGCUCGACGUUAUGUUUUACCAUUAAAUGUUGAUUCAUCUGAUGAGUCUUCUGUAAAUCUGGUGACUCUGAAAGGUUCGUCAGCAAAAGCUGUACGCAAUGGCGAUGAGAUUGAGGUAAUUCACGAAUCUUUGACUACAACUGGUUCGAAUAUGGCUGAAAUGCCUCAGAUCAAUUAUCGACAUUACAAUGGUAAAAAGUAUCAAUAUUUUUACUCAAUUACAAGGAACGAAGAUUAUCUUGCUCAAUUGUUGAAAUGCGAUGUAAUUACGAAAGAAACAGUCCUUUGGUCCGAUCAAGGAUGUGCACCUUCUGAACCAGUUUUUAUCCCAAGACCAGGAGCAGUCGAUGAAGACGAUGGCGUAGUUUUAUCUGCCGUUUUGUACGAGAAGAUUGAAAAUGAAGGAUUCCUUCUGGUUCUGGAUGGCAAAUCCUUCAAGGAAAUGGCGAGAGCUCAUUUCAAAACUCCAUCAGCAAUUACCAGUGACUUUCAUGGUUUAUUUUGUCCAGUUGAGUCUCCAGAAAAGCUCAUCAAAUAGUGACUGACAAUAACGAAGGCAAUGUUUUCAGUUUCAGUUUCGCUGUCUUACGUUCAGUCCAUUGAAAGAGUUUAAUCUUUAAGUAUUUAUGUAUUUGGAAAUGAAAUAUUUUUUCAAUAAGAAAGCUAAAUAAAUUAUUGGAAAACAAACUCACUAUUUCAAUUUGAGU